ACAGGGAGACAGAAAGAGAGGGGGGAGAGGGGGAGACAGACGGAGACAAAGGGAGAGAGACAGAGGUUGGCCUAUAUAUAGGGUCUGGACUUGCCACAUGUAGAAUCUGUUCCCCUUGGUGAACCACAACAGUUUGUCAGUGUUGCUGUGUCACUGCCGCGCCGCCUUCAUGAGAACGGCUAUUUUAGUUUUAGGAGGAUGGCACCGCACGGGACCACCUGGAACUGUAAAGCAAAGGAAAGCUCCCCCUGUCAUGGCUGCUCCAUCCUUCCUCCUCCUCUUCCCCCUGGGUUUGCUGUCUGCUGUGAGAUCAGCCUCGCUGAUGGGCCCUGGCUCUAUGACGUCAUCAGAUCCCUCCGUCCAGGCUCCUCAUUUGACUGGGUGUAAGUCCAGUGAACAGGAGACGUUUAGGUGUUGGUGGAGUCCCGGAAGCUUCCAGAAUCUCACGGAACCCGGAGCACUGCAAAUCCAGUACUGGAAGAAGAAUGACUUGACGAAGGAAUGGAAGGAGUGCCCUGACUACUCCUCCUCUGUGAAGAACGAAUGUUUCUUUAAUAAGAACAACACGGUUAUCUGGAUCAAAUACUGUGUGCGGCUCCACUCUGAAAGCCAGAACAAAACCUACGAUACCUUGUGCUUCGAAUUGCAGGACAUUGUGCACCCUGACCCGCCAGUGGCUCUGAAUUGGACGCUGCUGAACAUCAGCCGGUCGGGCCUGAACUAUGACAUCAUGGCGAGCUGGGAACCCCCGCCCUCGGCUGACGUAUCCGUUGGAUGGUUGACACUGGUGUAUGAAGUCCAGUACAGGAGGAGGAACAGCUCACACUGGAAAGUGUUGGAGCAUGAGUUUGGCACCCAGCAGUCUAUCUACGGCCUUCAGACAGGAGAGGCGUACGAGGUGCGUGUGCACUGUGCAAUGAGGGCCUUCAAUAACUUUGGGGAGUUCAGUGAUGUCAUCUUUGUCCACGUGCCAGAGAUUCCCAAUAAAGAGUCAAUGUUCCCUGUGACUCUGGUCCUGAUCUUCGGGGCUGUGGGCGUGGCCAUUCUCCUCAUGCUCAUCAUCUUCUCUCAGCAGCAGAGACUGAUGGUGAUUCUGCUGCCUCCUGUCCCUGCACCCAAAAUCAAAGGGAUAGAUCCAGCACUGCUUAAGAAGGGAAAGCUGGACGAGCUGAACUUCAUCCUGAGUGGAGCUGGUAUGGGGGCUCUCCACUCCUACCCCCCGGACCUGUACCAGGACGUGCCCUGGGUGGAGUUCAUCGAGCUGGACGCAGACGAGCCUGGGGAGAAGGACAACCAGAGCUCAGACUCACAGAGACUGCUCGGUCACAACAACCACCACGCAAACCAUGGCUGCUCUCAUGGCCUCGGUAUCCCUGAUGAUGACUCUGGCCGGGCCAGCUCCUAUGAUCCAGAGCUGCCUGACCAGGAUACCCUGAUGUUAAUGGCUGCCCUCCUGUCCUGCCAACCCGACAAAGUUGAGCCAUGCUUGGGGAACUGGAGCCACUCAAGCACCCCGUCCCUAGAUGUGCUGGAGGUCCCAUGCCCCCGGCUCCAGGCUCCAGGCUUACCUCCAGAGGGAGGGGAGAGGCACCUGGUCCAGACCCAGCUGGGAGGCCCUCAGAGCUGGGUAAACAUGGACUUCUAUGCCCAGGUCAGCGAUGUGACGCCCACCGGAGGGGUGGUGCUCUCGCCAGGCCAGCAGGUCAGAGCCCCGGAGAACACUCCAACAACAGAGAAGGAUAAGAUGGGAAAAAUGGAGGGAGGAGAGGAGGAGAGUGAGGAAGAGGAGGAGAGGAGAACGAACAAGCUGAAGUUUCAGCUGCUGGUGGUUGUUCCUGAGACAGGGGGCUACACGACCGAGAGCAGUGGCUGGCAGAUGGGCACCCCUGACCCCUCUUCACCUGGGGAGGUCUACCACACCUUCCCCCCACCUUCCGCCGAGAGCAAGCCCCACCAGGAGGCCUAUCUUCCUGCUACCACCCCCCUAGGGGACUACCAGUCCCCUUACAUCCUUCCUGACUCCCCCCCUGCUCAGUUCCUCCCCCCUGUUUCGGACUACACUGUGGUUCAGGAUGUUGAUUUCCAGCACAGCCUUCUCCUCAACCCCCCGUCCCCCCAGAGGUCCCCUACCUGUUCCCCACAACCCCCCUCCAAGCCCCUGCCCGUCAUGCCCAUAGGGUACCUCACCCCGGACCUGUUGGGCAACCUCUCGCCUUAAGAAAAACUACACCGCCCAGGAGGCCUUGGGGCGUAGAGGUUGGAGGCCACUUGUCAUGAAGUCAAUAAUCAUUACAGACAGCCUUGUUCUACUUGAUCAAUGCUGGAAGCCAAAUAUGUCACAGGACAGACUCGACAACAAGCAUGGUCGUUUGUUUGAGAGUUUGCUUGAAGGGAAGCUGAGAAAGAGAAAUGUUUAGUUGUUGUGUUUGGCUUUUAUGAGUGACUGGAACUUGAGGAAAGAGCUUCUGUAAAAUUGGCCUUUCUGGUUUGAUAGAGCUUAAAGUAAUACGUGAACAAAUCUUACUGUGUUCUUUCUGACUGAGACUGAGACACCGAAAAACCCACAGUCUGAAACCUUGAAAUGCACGGUUCUCUAACAUACACACAGAUACACUUAUGCACCAUACAUACACAGACAGACAAGCUCAGACAUGGUUCUAGUUCUAUGUUACCUGAUACUUCAAUGUAUCUGUUGUUUGACUGAUGAGGUGCAAUGUAAACAUUUGCCUUGCAGACACACAUAGUCCCACCUUAAUGUAUAUAUAUAUGUACGUUUAACAUAUACAUAUUUAAUACUCUAGCUUGUUGGUUUAAGUCUUAAGUUGACUGUAGAUGGAUCCAAUAACAAAAUGUCUGGGAGAAUAACAAGCACAUCUACUUGCCAUUUAUACAAACACACCAACUUUAACAUCAUCGUUAUGGCCUCAUUAAUUGACAGAACACUUGAGUGUGCUGUUUGUCAAACUUAGCGCUACAGCGAGCAGUGACUAUUAGUAACUACGGUCGUUCAUUUCGCGCUCUCAUUAUUUUGCUUAAUGGCCUAUUUUUAUGCUUAUAUUUCUCUUUCAUCCUUUUUGCGGCAGAGUCGUCUAAUUAUUACCAGACUGAGGUCAGUUUUUAACACGGCCAUUAGACAACCUGUCUGCACUCACUGUGACAACUCAGACACCGGUCACUAUAAUAAACAGAGAACAAGAAAACCUGUAACACCAAGCAGAUUUCACUUACAGCAUAGACUUAAUUCUCACAAUAUAGGAAAGACUGCUUUUAUAUGUUCUACUUUCUUACUUUGCAUUAAUUGUAAUUGCAGGGACAAUAGAGCUCCACAGUGGAGGUGUCAUAAUAACCAUAAAACCUAGCGGACAAACAGGGAAAUGGUUCCAAUCAUUCAUUUUCCACCAUAGGGGAUUUUAGAAACAC
Messenger RNA from Salvelinus namaycush (lake trout), 3420 nucleotides. RefSeq names its product growth hormone receptor-like. Gene Ontology annotation, molecular function: protein binding. NCBI's taxonomy places the organism in Eukaryota, Metazoa, Chordata, Actinopteri, Salmoniformes, Salmonidae. The record is from RefSeq and is a predicted model, not a curated record. The transcript is spliced from 10 exons. Bases 170 to 2218 code for a protein of 682 amino acids.